AGUACAAACUCCAUCUAAAUGUCCAAGAGAACAUUCAGCAACAACACAUUACGUUAAGGUUCGCAUGGGAUUCAGGUUAAGCACACGACAUUAUUUUUAGAAAUACUUUCCUUCCGUCACUUCCUGCUUUGCGGACAAAUCCAGAAAAGCUUUAGUAACAUAUUUCUCUUGCCUCUUCGUCAUAAAAUACCGCCAGGACCGUUUUCGUGAUACUACUCUAUUUCCAGGGAUUUACGCUGGGCGCUUGCUCUGUCUUUUAAAUCAGUGUGGAACGAUUUGUUACUGCCUUUCUGGAAAUGUCAGUUCUAAAGCUUUUGUUGUUAGAAUGGUCAGCUAAAUCAGUUUGUAAAUUCUUCUUACUUUCAUUAUUUAGUUAUGUUUGAUUGUUAUUUAUAUCUUUUUAUCUUUCUAUUGUUUAUUCUUCUUUUGAAUUUUACCUUAACUUGCUUUUUAAGAACCGUAGAUGCAGUUUGUCACAAGACAUAUUUCGGUAACCAUAGAGGUCAUGAGUUCACACGACGAUAGUGUUAUGCGUCAUAAAUCACUUAAAACCGUCAGCUUUCCGACGUGAGACAGAAAAAGCGUCAAAUGUUGACGUCACAGAAUAUUAACGUAAGAAACUGCAGCAUGAGAGUUGGUACGUAGAAAAAACGGAAGACAUUGUAGUGUGGAGCGAUGCGACAUUGCUAUCGAGACUUGUAAUCGACAGAAUGUUGUUGUUUCUUUUCUUUCCAUUUUCUGUCUUGGGCCAACUCAAAGAUCCUACGAACAGAGCCGAGUAUGUUCUCUUUCUACAAAAAGAAUACGAUGCCGCCGAACGUUGGAAUUAUCCGUACAUAGCAGCGAGCAAAGUCGAAAAGGGAAUCCAUGAAAACAUUCCAAAUAUUUUAAGAGACAAGAACAUAGGCACGUGUAGAACGCCCGGCCAAACAGACUGUAUAGCAGCCGGCCAGUACUUCCUGACAAACGGUAGUAUCUACAUGUGGGUGUCGCACUACACUUUUGACUACCCCAGCAAUGUAGAUGCUCGGACUGCAUUCAAGGCAACAAACGUGUACUUGCUGAACACCCAGACGAACAACAGGACAGACUGUAAUGCCACCUAUGUGGAAUACUACCACAACACCGUCAGCUUUACGUGUUACAACGUCGAUGAGCGCCGGGACAAAGUCAGCCUUUGUAUUGAGUACCCUGCUUUUACCAGUGUGUGUGAAAUGGAAGUUUACGCUUGUCCUUAUGGCGCCACGGGACGCUACUGCAAUGAAAAAUGUGAGUGUGCCAGGUGGAACCUCGACGCAAAGGAUUACAAACGCUAUAAUGAGAAAAAUGCACUUCCGCUCCUCAAAAAUCCGGAAUGGGAGACGAUGAACUGCGACAAAUUUGGCCGCUGCAAAUACUUCUGCACAGAUGCUGCAAGCAACAAAAAGUAUUUAUCAGAUUACCAAGACUUCAACAGCCUUGUCACUUGGUACAAAACCUACCAAGGGCCACGACCAGGGGGACCAUUUCGCACAUGUAAAGGAAAAGGAUUCUUAACCACACCUCGAGACGAAGUCCUCGCUGCGAAAUUCCAGAUAAUAGAACCUGACAGAUACGUCAUCAUGGAUUAUAAUUUUUACAGUCCCGACGCUUACCUGAUGACCCACAAAUUUCUAUCGCCUAUGGUCAGCCUAAUCAAUGUCCAAUACGUCACGAGUGACUUUGACUACUUCGGUGUAAAAGAUGUCUCCAAGUACGCACUAGAAACAAGUUACAGCCUCACCUACAAGGUGGGUUUAGAAGACAACAAAUUCAUUCAGCUCGAAUUUAAGUUUUCCAAAGCCAGGGUGAUCGGGCAGAUAUUUGCCAAAUUUCUAAACGCAACAUUGUACGGCUUUCUAGAUAUAUAUUUGGAUGGCAAACUGUGCAUUGCGUGGACAGGCUUUGCGUUCAGGAACGAGACAGAAGUCGUUUUCAGAGAAGAACUAUGUAAAAAGCGUGUUCAAAACCUAACGGUCAUUGUUAUAAGUGGUUACAACACGUAUCUGACAAAUCUUUACGCAUUAGAAUGCAAAGAUGGCUACUUCGGAAACGACUGCCAAAAGAAAUGCAACUGCAAUGGUACUAAUGAAAUAUGUGACAAGGAGACUGGUGAGUGCGAAUCCGGGUGUGCAAAAGGGUUUAGCGGACUUGACUGCUUAAGUAGAUGCCCGGCGGUCUGUCUUGACGAUCUGUGUGACUGGCAGUCAGGGCAGUGCACCACUGGCUGUAAGAAUAACAUGAAGCCGCCAUUUUGUAAUUCGACGGUUUGUGCACAAGGAACUUACGGAGACUUUUGCUUAAACUGUGGACAGUGCUUGAAUGCCACAUCUCAACAAACUUGCAAUGAAACAACGGGCGAAUGUGAAAAAGGCUGCAAAGAGGGCUUUGAAGGAACUACUUGCACCAAGAUGUGUGACGAUUACUGCAGCGAUACAUGCAAAAACUGCUUGGGAGGAGUACACAACUGUGAUCUCCCACACGGCGUAUGCUCUCAGGGAUGUGUUAAUGGUUUAUGGCUUCCACCUGAAUGUCGUAAAAAAAAUUCUAUUCUAUGUCCGGAAGGAACUUACGGAGUAAACUGCACUCGCGAGUGCGGUCGCUGCCUGGAAAGGCCUGGUAGCCCAACUGCAGGGUGUGACGCGGAGAAUGGGUCGUGUGCAAACGCUAACGCUUGCGAAGCUGGCUGGACGGGAGUUAGGUGCCACAAAGCUUGCUCGCCUGGCACCUAUGGAAGUGCGUGUUUAGGAGUUUGCGGAACUUGUUCCAACGGCUCAACGUGCAGCAGCGUGAGCGGACACUGCCCUGCAGGCUGCCCAAAACUGCGUUCGGGAACAGCUUGUCAAACGCCAUGUCCCACGUGCGCAUCGCAGUCUUGCACUGGGUGCCAAGGGUCGUUUAGCCAAUGCCUGUUGCCUGCCGGAACAUGCCUGGCUGGGUGCGCCGCUGGCUGGCUGGGUGCUGAGUGUCGUUACAAGUGUCCCGCUGGAACGCAUGGGGCGAACUGCACCCGAGACUGCGGACACUGCCUGCACAACGGCACGCACGAGCAGACGACGUGUGAUGCCGACACGGGGAAUGUCCACAAGCACAUGUGUGUCAGGACGGCUGGACUGGCAAAAAGUGCGACAAGCAGUGCGCUGCAGGAACAUUUGGAGCCAGGUGCGCGGGCUAUGUGGGAGCUGUGCAAAGGCGGUCAAAUGUGCAGCGCUGCAGACGGCACGUGCGCACAGGGGUGUGCUGCGCGUUAUACUGGAAGGACUGCCGAACGGGGUGCGCAUCAUGCACGGGCGCCUCUUGCAUUCACUGCAAAGGAUCGCACGGCCAGUGUUUGCUGCCGCAAGGAACGUGUCAGAAGGCUGCCUGCCGGCUGGUUUGGAGGAGAGUGCCGGCUUCCUUGUCCGCCGGGAACAUACGGCGUGAACUGCUCUCGCGAGUGCGGUCGCUGCCUGGAAACGCCUGGUAGCCCAACUGCAGGGUGUGACGCGGAGAAUGGGUCGUGUGCAAACGCUAACGCUUGCGAAGCUGGCUGGACGGGAGUUAGGUGCCACAAAGCUUGCUCGCCUGGCACCUAUGGAAGUGCGUGUUUAGGAGUUUGCGGAACUUGUUCCAACGGCUCAACGUGCAGCAGCGUGAGCGGACACUGCCCUGCAGGCUGCCCAAAACUGCGUUCGGGAACAGCUUGUCAAACGCCAUGUCCCACGUGCGCGUCGCAGUCUUGCACUGGGUGCCAAGGGUCGUUUAGCCAAUGCCUGUUGCCUGCCGGAACAUGCCUGGCUGGGUGCGCCGCUGGCUGGCUGGGUGCUGAGUGUCGUUACAAGUGUCCCGCUGGAACGCAUGGGGCGAACUGCACCCGAGACUGCGGACACUGCCUGCACAACGGCACGCACGAGCAGACGACGUGUGAUGCCGACACCGGGGAAUGUCCACAAGCACAUGUGUGUCAGGACGGCUGGACUGGCAAAAAGUGCGACAAGCAGUGCGCUGCAGGAACAUUUGGAGCCAGGUGCGCGGGGCUAUGCGGGAGCUGUGCAAAGGGCGGUCAAAUGUGCAGCGCUGCAGACGGCACGUGCGCACAGGGGUGUGCUGCGCGUUAUACUGGGAAGGACUGCCGAACGGGGUGCGCAUCAUGCACGGGCGCCUCUUGCAUUCACUGCAAAGGAUCGCACGGCCAGUGUUUGCUGCCGCAAGGAACGUGUCAAGAAGGCUGCCUGCCCGGCUGGUUUGGAGGAGAGUGCCGGCUUCCUUGUCCGCCGGGAACAUACGGAGUGAACUGCUCUCGCGAGUGCGGUCGCUGCCUGGAAACGCCUGGUAGCCCAACUGCAGGGUGUGACGCGGAGAAUGGGUCGUGUGCAAACGCUAACGCUUGCGAAGCUGGCUGGACGGGAGUUAGGUGCCACAAAGCUUGCUCGCCUGGCACCUAUGGAAGUGCGUGCUUAGGAGUUUGCGGAACUUGUUCCAACGGCUCAACGUGCAGCAGCGUGAGCGGACACUGCCCUGCAGGCUGCCCAAAACUGCGUUCGGGAACAGCUUGUCAAACGCCAUGUCCCACGUGCGCGUCGCAGUCUUGCACUGGGUGCCAAGGGUCGUUUAGCCAAUGCCUGUUGCCUGCCGGAACAUGCCUGGCUGGGUGCGCCGCUGGCUGGCUGGGUGCUGAGUGUCGUUACAAGUGUCCCGCUGGAACGCAUGGGGCGAACUGCACCCGAGACUGCGGACACUGCCUGCACAACGGCACGCACGAGCAGACGACGUGUGAUGCCGACACCGGGGAAUGUCCACAAGCACAUGUGUGUCAGGACGGCUGGACUGGCAAAAAGUGCGACAAGCAGUGCGCUGCAGGAACAUUUGGUAGUAGAUGUAACUUAACAUGUGGUUACUGUUUGGGAGGAAAUGGUAGCUGUAAUAAUUUUGAUGGUUCCUGUACGUACGGUUGCAUUUCCGGAUACGCUGGAUUAAAAUGUUUAAAUGAGAACAAGUUUAAAAUUACGGACAGUUGCGCUAAAUGUAUUGGUUCUGUUAGAAAUUGUCUUCUGCCAUCGGGGACAUGUAUAGACGGUUGUGAAAAUCAUUGGUAUGGCGACGACUGUCGGCAGACCAAUGUAACAUGUAUGUUUUGUAAAGGAGGAUUAUCUCGCUGUGAUCGUCUUAACCUUAAAUGUAUGGAUGGUUGUCUUCCUGGAUGGAUGAACGACAUUUGCUCCGUCCCAUGUUCUGAAGGUACUUUUGGUCCUAACUGCAAUGAAACGUGUAGCCCAAAUUGUUACUAUGCAUUCAAGUGUCGUAGGACAAACGGUAACUGCAAAUAUGGAUGCGCUGCUGGCUUUCAAGGAUUACAUUGUAACUCGACGUGUGAUCCAGGUUUUUAUGGGUCGGAGUGCAUUAAUCGAUGUGGAUUUUGUGGAAACCGCAGUAUUUGCCAUCACGUCAGUGGUUUUUGUCCUACUGGAGUUGGUUGUCUGGCCGGUUAUCUUGGUGCGAAAUGUAAAACGCUCUGUCCUGUAGGUACAUUCGGUGACAACUGCAGUGUAGCCUGCGGUAGUUGUGAUGGGCAGUGCAACUGGGAAGAUGGGGCAUGUCAGUUUGGAUGCUUACCUGGAUGGAAAGGCAAACAGUGCAAUAAUUCUUGUGAUGCUGGCUCGUUCGGUCGCGAUUGUAGUGAGAAGUGCGGAUAUUGCAAUAACAUGUCUUUGUGCGAUCCUUUGGAUGGGUUUUGUCCCAAAGUGUAUCCCAGGUUUUGUGCCACCUUAUUGCAAAGAGCCAUGUAAGCUUCCGCUUUGUGGCACUCCCUGCCCCCUGGGCAUGUGGGGACUAAACUGCGACAACAAGUGUGGACGCUGCUCUGGCAGAUACUGCAGUAGGAUCAACGGCUCAUGCACUUAUGGAUGUGAGGCUGGAGCUACGGGACCCAACUGUGAGGAAAACUGUACACGCGGUUUUUAUGGUGAGAACUGUGUAGACGAGUGUGGCAGAUGUAACGUAACCAACAGCAGCACCUUUGUCUGCGAUCCGGUGUCUGGAAGAUGCCCAUCGGGCUGCGAAAGUGGAUGGGUGGGUGAAAACUGUCGAGAUGACAUUCUAGUGAAAGAAGGCACCAUCGUGCAUGCGGAAGAUUUAUACAACUUCAGACGUGAUUUUCUCAUCGCAGGCUUUGUGAUCACGUGCAUUUUCUUUGUAUCUGUUAUUGCGUUUAUCCUGUGGAGAUGGUCACAGCCCAAGCCAGAUUUCUUUGACAAAUACGACUUUUAGCUAGGUUGUACGGUAUGAUGUGAAACUAUCGCCGUGAUAACUUGUACUUCAACAAUCGUAGAUUUAUAGGACGGAGUGGACUUCUGGGAAGUUCCUUCUGACGAUAUCAGGUGUAUUGGACCUUUCUUUUCUGCCCAGUGCCUGCACUUUUAAUGUGUAAAGUUAUCGUUUUGUCUAAUUACGUAUUUAGUGCACUAACAUGCAAAUGAACAUUUAGCUUUUGAUAUUGAAACUCUUCGAUUGAUAGUGGUGUGAGGUGUUUAAAAAAUAUAUAAAAGCAUUUUAGCUGUGAUUUUGUUUCUUUGCUUUUCAUGUGUAAUAGUUUUGGUAUUAUAUUAGUUACUUUUUCAGCUUUUCAUUCUUGAACGACGAUUGCUUUGCAAAACUCGCUGAAAAUAGAACACAACGUAUCACGAAAACAUA
This is a messenger RNA of Pomacea canaliculata, 6687 nucleotides long. RefSeq names its product multiple epidermal growth factor-like domains protein 6. The transcript has a single exon. Gene Ontology annotation, molecular function: scavenger receptor activity. The record is from RefSeq and is a predicted model, not a curated record. Lineage: Eukaryota; Metazoa; Mollusca; Gastropoda; Architaenioglossa; Ampullariidae. Bases 711 to 5783 code for a protein of 1690 amino acids.